CGGAACUUAAGACACGAGGAGUUUGUUUCUAGACGGCGGACGUGUUUUCAAGCGCACCGCGGAAUAAUCAUACACAAACAUAAAAAACGAAUACGUAUCAAAUGAACAGAACCCAAAGAAUAGUCCGGUUAAACCUUUACAGGAAAGACUCAUAAUGAAGUUUCGAUCGAAAAUCAUCGAUGUGGGAUGUUUGAAUCACUUCACUCGUGUGGUAAACACAGUGUCUAAACUGACAAAGUCUUGUGUUCUUCGUCUCACGCGUGAUCAUGUGUACUUCGUGCUGUCGGGUAAGAUCUCUACAGGAGGAGUCAGCAUGUGGUGUGAGUUACUGCAGGUGAAUUUUUUUGAUGAGUAUCAGAUGGAGGGAGUGUCAGCCGACGCCAAUGAGAUCUUUCUGGAGGUGACGCCUGAGAAUCUUUCAAGGGCCUUAAAAACCGCCCAGAAUGCCAAAUCUGUCAAAAUGAAACUUACCAAGAAGAAUUGCCCGUGUCUGACGCUGGCGGCCGAGCUGCCGUCUCUGUCCAGCGUCAGUCGUGUUGUCACUCAUGAUAUUCCAGUGGAUGUUAUUCCCAGGAGACUGUGGCAAGACUUCAGAGAACCUCAGAUGCCCGACUUUGAUGUGAGCAUAUACCUGCCGCCUCUGAAGACGAUGAAGAGUGUGGUGGACCGCAUGAAGAAUCUCUCCAACUUCCUGGUCAUGGAGGCCAAUCUGAAGGGUGAGAUGAACUUGAAGAUCGAGACCGAUCUGGCUUCUGUCACAACACACUUUAAAGAUCUGGGCAACCCGCCGUGGGGGGAUGAUGGUUCUCAGACAGUCAGUCAAAGCAGAGAGGAUGAUCUCAUGGCUGAAGUUCGUGUGGACAUCAGAAAACUCCAGCAGUUCCUCACGGGACAGCAGGUCAACCCCAGCAAAGCAAUGUGCAAUAUCGUUCACAAGCGGAUUCUUCAUCUGAUCUUUCUACAUGAGGAUGUUUCUCUACAGUAUUUUAUUCCAGCUGUAGUGUGAUGUUUAUAGAUCCACAUGUCCUCUAAAACUGAUGUGCAAUAAUACUUAAAGGGCCAGUUUUCGACUCUUAUUAAGAAAAAUACUUUUUAUGUAUUUGUAUACAUGCACAGAAUAUGUGAUUAAAUGUGUAGUAUUUGCA
This is a messenger RNA of Triplophysa dalaica, 1145 nucleotides long. RefSeq names its product HUS1 checkpoint clamp component (gene hus1). Bases 155 to 1006 code for a protein of 283 amino acids. Gene Ontology annotation, biological process: nucleotide-excision repair; telomere maintenance; double-strand break repair via homologous recombination. The transcript has 8 exons. Gene Ontology annotation, cellular component: site of double-strand break; checkpoint clamp complex; nucleolus. Lineage: Eukaryota; Metazoa; Chordata; Actinopteri; Cypriniformes; Nemacheilidae. The record is from RefSeq and is a predicted model, not a curated record.